This is a messenger RNA of Scleropages formosus (Asian bonytongue), 966 nucleotides long. RefSeq names its product olfactory receptor class A-like protein 1. The coding region runs from base 1 to 966 and encodes 321 amino acids. The transcript has a single exon. Gene Ontology annotation, cellular component: membrane. Gene Ontology annotation, biological process: G protein-coupled receptor signaling pathway. The record is from RefSeq and is a predicted model, not a curated record. Gene Ontology annotation, molecular function: pheromone receptor activity. NCBI's taxonomy places the organism in Eukaryota, Metazoa, Chordata, Actinopteri, Osteoglossiformes, Osteoglossidae.
AUGCAGACAGAGGCACGUUUGGUCCUGAAGGCACUGGGCUUCAUCUGCCUGGUGGUGGUGGGCCUCCCCGCCAACCUGAGUGUACUGCUCCUCUUCUGCCGACUUCGUCUUCUCCGCAGCCGUGUGCCGCCCAAUGACUUCAUCCUCGGUAACUUGGCCAUCGUCAACCUGAUUGUCUUACUGUGCCGCGGUAUCCCCCAGACCCUGGUUGCCCUGGGCUUGCGUCAUUUUAUCAACGACCAAGGCUGCAAGGCUGCCAUCUUUACCUACCGCAUCGGCCGUGCCAUGUCGAUAUGUAUAACAGCUCUGCUGGGCUGCUACCAGAGCGUGAGUGUUGCCCCUGCCACGCCAUUUUGGAACUCCCUCAAGCGGUGGCUCCCUCCCCACCUGCCCCAUGCAAUCAUCCUUCUCUAUAGCCUUAACUUCCUGGUUUGCACGGGCUCAAUCCUAUUCUCUGAAUCACCACCUGCCAAUGGUUCCAUCCCAGAGUAUACCUUGAAUCUAGAGUUCUGCAUCGUGGUGUUCCCAGGUCUCCAGGCCUAUGUUGUCAAUGGGGUGGUAUACAGUGUACGGGAUGUGGUCUUUGUGGGUUUGAUGGUGUUGGCAGCAGCGUACAUGCUGCUGGUACUGUACCGACACAGGCAACAGGUCAAAGGACUGCGGGGGGCCAGCCAGGCAUCUGUGGGCGCCUCCCAAGCUGUGCUGCUACUAGUGUGUACAUAUGUAGUGCUUUUUGGCCUGGAGAAUGUGCUGUGGGGAUACACACUCUCCGUCUCCCGGGUCCUGCCCGCCAUCUCUGAUGCUCGUGUCUUCUUUGCCUCCUGUUACUCUGCUCUCAGCCCUGUUCUCAUCAUCGCCACUAACCGCAGGCUGGCAGGAAACUUCCGGUGCUUUACAUGUUCCAAAACAGCAGGGGGGGACUCUUCUGUGCCAGAGGACUCUAAAAUUGCUCAUGUAUCAGCGUGA